AUGAUUUCCUGCAGUGGGCAUCCCGCAUGCACGACAUCUCAGAGUCACUGCAGAACACGUGGAGUCCCGAAGACCUUCUGGCCUCAAAGCAGUGCCGAGCUCUGCUUGAAACAAAUAGCUGCUCUAUCUCAACCAUGUCAGUGCCAGACGAAGAUGAACGGAAAACGCUGUAGCAGUAUGUGCAGGUGUAUGCAGUGCGGAGUUUUGAGAGACCGUUGCAAACCAGGGGCUUGCAGCAUUUUGCUCGCCAAGGUCCUAGGUGCUUUGUCCUGUAGGAGACCCGCCAUGACCGAGGCACAGAUGAAGGAGACGCGCGAGGUCCUCAAGUUCACGAGGAUGUGCAAGUACUGGAAGGUGAACCGGUGCCACCUUGGUGCUGACUGCAACUUUGCUCACACUGAGUCACAGUUGAGGGAUCAGCCGGACCUGGUAUCGACGCAGCUCUGCUUCCAGUUUGCACGCAAGGGGACGUGCAAGAAUGGCGAGGCAUGCACCUUCGCUCAUGGAAAGUCUGAGCUCCGACGCCUUCAGAAAAAGGGAAAGGCCGCGCGCGAGAGUGCAGAGCCCAAGAAGGUGCCCAUCAGGGUCGCAGGAGAACAACAGAUCGGCUCAACUGUCGGUCCGUUUGUCCAUGCAGGGCCCUUGACGGUGCCUGGUGUCAUUCCGGCCAUGACCGUGGACACGACCCUGAACUUCCGGGCACCGCCAGGGCUGGAAUGCUCCGAGGAGGCUAGCCCGAUUAGUCCUCCACCAGGUCUUGGGAUGUUGGCCCAGCCGGUGCCGAACACGUUUGCGGCGAUGCUUCGGGAGGGUUUGGAGAGCUCUCACCGCAAGCCUCUGCUGAAACACGCCAGCUACAGCCACGACAGCCUCUUCCAAUCCGACAGCACCGCCUCCACUGGCUACGUGUCGGACACGAGCGAGCCUUCUACUCCCUUGAUCGCCUUGACCGGGCCCAUGUGGUUGUGA
Messenger RNA from Symbiodinium necroappetens, 969 nucleotides. NCBI's taxonomy places the organism in Eukaryota, Dinophyceae, Suessiales, Symbiodiniaceae. The record is from the annotation of a GenBank genome assembly.